GCGCUCUCCUCCCUCUGCUCCCUUGCUCGCUGUUGAGCACGCGCGCUCGGCUCCCUCUGCCUCUCCCCCUCUUCGGUCUGUCUUCCUCCCGCCCUCCCUCUUUCGCUUCAGUUUGUCGCUGACCCCGCAACCCCCUCCCCGGCAGCGGCAGCUCAGCCUGCGGGUCCGCCUCCUUCACAGGCGCUGCCCAGGCUCCCGCUGCCCUUAACCAGACCCGAAAUCCCCGCGUUCUGCCUGCCGAGCUGCCCAUGUCCAGCUACCUGGUCUGAGCAUCAGGUCCCAGUGCAAAAAGGCCUCAGUUUCUCUUGGGCCAGUGGCCGAUGAGCAGGAACCCUCACCCACCCACAACCCCAAGCUGAAGUAGUUACAGAUCGGCUAGUGGGCAGAAGACAGCUCAUUGUGAUUCACCUCCAGGUGACAGCGGGAUCAGAAGCAGGGGCCACACAGCAACUCACAUCCCGCCAGCAAGCCCUACGAAGGGAAGGGCCCAGCCUCUGCCUUCCCAGGGCUAUGGACUGACAACUGGUGCAUGCUCAGGGGCUCUCUCUCUUCAGAGCUGCAGAGACUGUGGGUUCCACCAUGCUGGCACCAGGCGGUGGCCCAGAGCAGAGGAACAAGCUUGCCCUGCAGUGGAGGCAGGUCUCCUGGAUCACCUGCUGGAUUGCCCUGUGUGCCGUGGAGGUGCUCCCCGCCUGCCCUUUCUCCUGCACCUGUGAUAGCCGCACCUUGGAGGUGGACUGCAGUGGCCUGGGUCUCACCGCUGUGCCCCCAGAUGUGCCCGUCGCCACCCAAAGCCUUCUGCUCCUGAACAAUAAACUGAGUGUACUGCCAAGCUGGACUUUCGCUAACCUAUCCAACCUGCAGCGGCUGGACCUGUCCAACAACUUUCUGGACCAGCUACCUCGGUCCAUUUUCCAGGACCUGGUCAAUCUGACAGAGCUGCAGCUGCGGAACAACAGCAUCAGGACCUUGGACAGGGAACUGCUCCAGCACGCCCCGCUGCUGCGCCACCUGGAUUUGUCUAUCAAUGGCUUGGCCCAGCUGCCCCCGGGCCUUUUUGACGGGCUCCUGGCUCUGCGGUCCUUGUCCCUUCGCUCCAACCGUCUGCAGAGCCUGGACCGGCUGACCUUUGAGCCCCUGGCGAGCCUGCAGCUGCUUCAGGUUGGGGACAACCCAUGGGAGUGUGACUGUAACCUUCGAGAGUUCAAACACUGGCUGGAGUGGUUCUCCUACAGAGGGGGUCGCCUGGACCAACUUGCCUGCACCCUACCCAAGGAGCUAAGGGGGAAGGACAUGCGUGCGGUCCCCAUGGAGAUGUUUAACUACUGUUCCCAGCUAGAGGAUGAGAACAACUCUGCUGGGAUGGAUGCUCCAGGGCCACCCUGCACUAAGGCCAGCCCAGAGCCCGCAAAACCUAAGCCUGGGGCCGAGCCUGAGCCUGAGCCCAGCACGGCCUGUCCUCAAAAGCAGAGGUACCGGCCCGUGAGUGUACGGCGGGCCAUCGGCACAGUGAUCAUCGCGGGUGUCGUGUGUGGUAUUGUCUGCAUCAUGAUGGUGGUGGCUGCUGCUUACGGCUGCAUCUAUGCCUCCCUCAUGGCCAAGUACCACCGGGAGCUCAAGAAGCGCCAGCCGCUGAUGGGGGACCCCGAGGGUGAGCAUGAAGAUCAGAAACAGAUCUCUUCUGUGGCAUGAGAGCUGUCUGUCUGGCCCAGGUAGGACAGAAGGAGACUCCAUGGGACUUCUACCAAAGGGCUGCCCUUCCCUCCAUCACAGGCCCUGCCUCAGCCUGACACUGGUACUGCCUGCCUCAGCUCCCUGGCCCUCAUCUGUCCUCCAGUAGAGCAGCCUCCCGGUCUCUUUCCAAGUUUCUAGACACUUCCUCUGGCCAAAGGUUCCUGGGGAAGGUCCUGUCUGGGCCCCUGGUCUUUGGGACACCUGAGUGUCCCUGUAGGCUUCUGGCCACAGGGAAGAAAACCUACACCGGAACCACGCUCUGCACCGAGCACGUUCCCCCUGCCCAGGGCCAGCGCAGCUGGUGACCCUCCCUACCUCUUGCUCAUUCCCACUUCAGUCUGCAUUAGGGCCUGAGAGGGAGGGACAGGGGAGCCAGAGGUAGAUUUCUGUGACUCCUUUUGGAGCCAGAAAGAUAUUCUUAGGUCCUGGUGGUGUGAAGUUUGUCCAGCUCUCAGCAGCUGGUGCCAAUGUGCAAACACCCCCCAGCCCUGUGAUCUGGGUCCAGUGCUUAGAAAAACCAAAGUGACUAUAAUGUCUUCCUUGGGUGGAUGCCAUUCUGUCCCUUUAUCUGCUAUAGACUCCUCUGACUAUGUUCUCCGGGUUUACUAAUUUUAUAUUUUUGUUUUAGUGUAGGGUUUUGAGACAGGGUUUUACUCUACAUAUUAGUUCGCUGUCACAUACAGGGCACUGCUAUCACAGUUCCAUGCACAGACACAUACACAGACACAGACACACACACACACACACACACACACAUACACACACAGAGAGAGAGAGAGAGAGAGAGGCACGCACACAUAUAGGCACACACGCAGAGGAACACACAUAGACACACACAGACAGACAGGCAGACAGACAGACAGACAGACACACACACAUACACACACACACACACACACCAGGUGGGAAAGGAGGCCAUGAAAACUUGAGGCCGAGGCCUGCUGUCCCUUCAGCUCAGAGGCCAUAGUCUCUCUUACUUCUUGACUACAGUCUUCCUAUGUCAUCAGGGGUUAGGUCCUGGACAACAACACAGGGAUCCUUUGAGACCCUCUAAAGUGGGCCAAAGCAUGCUGCUGGAAGAAUUGCCUAUUGCCAUGGCAACCCUAGCACCUCUCCUGCUAGGUUGACCAGAGACGCAGGAGUUGUGCGUGAAUGCAGGACAAGUUCCAGGCUUCUGAGAGUUCAGCUGCAGACCCCUGGGUAUGCCUAGGAACCUCCACCCUACCAGGUCCCGGGCACCCUGAGCAGUUUCCACUCCUGCAGCCUCACUUCUGUUCCUCUGCUUCUCCUGUCCCUGCUGUCAUCUGCAUCUUUUGUUUGUGACCUCCAGGCUGGGUUUGGGCUGUGCUCUGAGAUUGCUGGUUCACCUUAGGAGAGCAGACAUCAGGCAGUAGGUCUCAACAAGGUUGGCUGCCUUCAACACAUUCCUAACAGACUGCAGGAACAGGAACAGGAUGGCUACAUUCUGUUCAGAGUCCUCAGAGCGGGGACUUCCUUUCCCAGAGGUUCAUAGGCUCUGCCUGGUUUCCAGGGAGUGUGCAGUUGCACCUGGGCUGGCCAAGCUAAAAAGGGGCUGCGGUCCUAUUUGGGAUGGAGACUCUUGCCCCUGGGGCUGUGCACAUUUUCAGGGUUGCUGUCCUCUCUGUUCUCAGCGGUCCCCUCCUUAGAGACUGGUAUCCCUCUGCUGAAGAUGCUAGGCUGAGACCUUGCCUUGAGCAGGGCCUUGUUGGUAGCCAGAAAGAGGCCAGCUAGACACAGGUACCAAGGAUGUGUCUACAGGGCAUCGGGACAACCUGGCAUCCUUCUCCUUCUCUUCUACCACCUACUCUACUCGCAGGGGUGUGCACCGGGAGUCUCAGGACAGUUUUCAAGGUUGUUCUCUGGCUGACAGACAGAGGGCACAGGAUCCUCUAGGCUCGGCCACAGUCUUCCUUCCUCUUUUGGCUGGUGGGCCAAUCCCAGAGCAGGGAUUUUUCUAAGGGCCUGGGGGAGGGAGGGUGUUGUCAGUGGUGAUAUCUUUAGCCUGAGACAGAAGAUUUUUAAAGGCAAAAUUAUAUUUCUGGUUUGUUGUUUCAGAAGACCAAUAAAGACUAUUUUCCUAUGUA
This is a messenger RNA of Myodes glareolus (Bank vole), 3839 nucleotides long. Lineage: Eukaryota; Metazoa; Chordata; Mammalia; Rodentia; Cricetidae. The record is from RefSeq and is a predicted model, not a curated record.